AUAUAGCCAAUCAUAAUGUCACGUGCUUUUUACUUGUUCGAACAGACCAAGUAUAAAGUUGGCCACGAUGAUUAUAGCUGCAGUUCUACAUUCAUCUUUUCGCAUGUUGAAGUUCUGUCAGCAGUCUAUUUUAUCCCUUCUAUGAAACGUUUAACUGAAAAAGUAAUUAUUGAAUUUGUAAAAACGCAUCAAUAUAUUAAAAAUUUAGUGGGGGAUUUAUUUUUGAAAAUUUUCGUUAGAAUGGAGAGUUCUCAUAUUAUCGAAAGUGUGGAUUGUGAUAGUACGACAAAACCGAAAGAUAGGUUAGUUAAUUUAUUGGAUCAAAUAGAAUUACAUGUAGAACAACUUCGAAGAGAUGCCUGGAGACUUGAAGAAGAGAAGGAUACAUUAUUAAGUACUUUAGAUACCAUUAGAAACAACGAACUACUAGGUUCCUUGGAAGAACCAGCAGACAAAGAUGACGUAUUACGAUAUGCAGAAAGAUUGUCUAUGCGGUGUUUAACCGUAGAUGUUUUAGUAAAGAUACAACGUGAUAAUGUGCAGCAGGAAGCAUUACAUCAAGUAAAUGGUUUAAUAGAUAGUUUAAUUGUUAAUCUUCGUCAAGACCCUAGUGGAACUCGACAAAAAUGUGCUGCAUUUAUGAAUGCUUGUUCUUCUCAAGCGAUAGGUCAUUCGGACAAAAAUUUUGAAACUGCUAUUCUUGGAUGUACUUUAGAUGACCAAAAAAGAGUGAAGAAAAGAUUGCAAGGUUUAUUGGAUUAUAUUGAUAAAAUGCACACCAUUGAAUUUCAGUAAAAGAUCUAUGGUAUUAUGUAUAUUGCGAAUAUAUUGAUUUAUGCAUUUUCGUAAUAUGUGUUUUUAGUAAAGUUCUGAUAUUGCAUAAAAUGAAUAUUAAAGAAGAUGCUUAAGUAAUCAUUUACAAUACAUGUAAUAAAAAUAUAAUUUCUCUCUGCAUUUGCUAUGAGUACGCGAUGAACAUUUCAUGAGUUAAGCAUCUUUAUUUUUAAUUGUUAAGAGAAGGUGAACUUAUUACAUUAUGUACUAUAAAAAAACUGAUUUUACGCAGCCUACGUUACAAUGAAUAGAAUUGAUGGUGUAUAUAUUAAUGUAUGUGCACUAACUUUAAGAUUGAUAUCAACAAUUCCAUUCGGUGUACAAGAAUAUUAUUAACAUAUGUGAUAUGCAAAGAAUUUUAUAAAGAAAUAAUAGCACAGGCCGGAGCUUCCUUACCUGCAACAUAAAUUAUAAAAUUAUGAUUAUACAUCAUAAUUACACGUGUAAAAACUUACUUUAAAAGAAACAAUAUAAAUAUGAUAAAAUAAACACGCAAUAUAUUA
This is a messenger RNA of Vespa crabro (European hornet), 1337 nucleotides long. Its product is annotated as BAG family molecular chaperone regulator 2. Gene Ontology annotation, biological process: protein stabilization. Bases 16 to 795 code for a protein of 259 amino acids. The transcript is spliced from 3 exons. Lineage: Eukaryota; Metazoa; Arthropoda; Insecta; Hymenoptera; Vespidae. Gene Ontology annotation, molecular function: adenyl-nucleotide exchange factor activity; protein-folding chaperone binding. The record is from RefSeq and is a predicted model, not a curated record.